Microthlaspi erraticum is the source of this 348-nucleotide messenger RNA. NCBI's taxonomy places the organism in Eukaryota, Viridiplantae, Streptophyta, Magnoliopsida, Brassicales, Brassicaceae. The record is from the annotation of a GenBank genome assembly.
AUGAGGUACUCGUUUUUUACCUUGUGUCCUGACCGAUCUUUUCUAGGUCUCAUUGCCAACGCUCUCUACGAAUCAGCCUUGAAAUUCUCACCGCCGGUGCUCUCCACUUCUCCACUACCCGCCGAAUCAGACCCGUCGGUGCUCUCCACUUCUCCACUUCCCGCCGAUUCUCACUGCCAAAUCAGAUUCCUUCUCCCCUUCCCAAACCAAUUUCCUGUAAAGCUUCAAGUGCCACCACCUCCGUCGUAUCUCUCCUUUGUUAAUCCUCUCAGUCAUCUCCUUAACCGCCAUAGCCUUCACUCGAACCUCAUACCAUCCUUCGUCUCCUCCAUUUUUGGGUUGUUUUAG